CUGGACGACAUGUUCCCUGCUGCGGCGGCCUCGAGGAUUGCUCCGGAGAUGCGCGGGAUGGCCAGUGGUCACACAGGUGCUUCAACAAGUGCUGGAUGGGGGAGUACCAUCCCCACUUCGACACCACCCCGGACUAUUUGGACAUUGCGGCCAGUGCGAGGGGCGUCCGAGGCAACGACGGGGAUCUCUCCGACAACUACUAUCUGGUCAUCGGCGACAAUGGGGGCUGCGCCGGCGGCUGCGAUGGCUGCUGUGGCUGGCAGUGGCAGGUGGCCAACCAAAUGAAGGAGUACGUGCGGAACCGGAAGGCGGCCAACCCCAGGUCCACGCUCCUCUUCAUCCUGCUAGUGGGCGACAACUUCUAUUGGACCGGGGCGAGCCCGGGCCGCUUCGAUGCCACGUGGAAGUCGGUGUACCAGGAACUCGCGGAUUACCCCUGGUUCGUGAUCCUCGGCAACCACGACUUCGGCAACGACGACCCAGACUGCCUCUGCCCUUUCUUCCACGAGAGGGCCCGCUGUACUGCUGCUGACGCCACGGCUGCUGGUUGUGGCGGUGCCAAGCCGUACUCCACGGCCAACCAGUCGUAUGCUUGCAACCAGCUAAAUGCCGACAAGGGCGGUGUGGACGGAGACUUGCGCAGGAACUUUCACAUCCCUGACUUCACCUUCUUCUACACGAUCCCAGAGCUGGACUUCGAGUUGAUAGGCCUGGACUACAACUGGUACGAUCGCCAUGGGAUCGGUGGCAACGGCUACGGUCCCUCGGGCGGCGGGCGCGGUGUGGCCAAGUCGUGUGGUGGGGUAGCGCGCGUGGAGGACAGCCUGGCGCGGCUCCGAGACGCCUCCAACAAGAUCCUCGACGAACGGGCCAAGGCGGCGGCCUGGACCAACUACGCCAUCAUUAGCCAUUACCCUGACUGGGCGCAAGAAGGAAUCAAUCUCCGACACAAGUUCUUGCAAGGCAUGCAUCAAGAGCAAGCUGCGAAGAAGCGCGUGCUGAACUUCUACGGCCACACGCACAUCCAGCAGUGUGACAAUCGGGGCGACAAGGAGGAUCCCAAUCUGUGCACCGACAUCCUCACUGGUGGUGCGGGUGGCUGCUGUGGAGACAAGCCCGCGGGCUUCGUUGCCGUGACCUGGGACAAGGAUGGCAAGAUGACCAACGAGUGUUUCCUGGAAAAGGACUGUACGAUUUGGGACUGGAGCUUGGUGCAGGACAAUGCGACGCGGUCGGCUGCGAAGACAGAUGUCCGUGCGGAAGGCAAGCAGGAGGUCUGCCACAAUACCGUGGACGACCCCCGGUGCCCAGGAUAUGCUGGACCCCUGAAGCUGUAG
Molecule: messenger RNA, 1337 nt
Organism: Symbiodinium sp. CCMP2456
Lineage: Eukaryota; Dinophyceae; Suessiales; Symbiodiniaceae
Source: the annotation of a GenBank genome assembly